AUGUUAUCUAAAUCUCAGCAAUUAGUGCUCAUCGUUGGGCUCACCUGUUGGAGCGUGGCCCAAGCGGAUGUCGACUGCAGCAAGAAGCCGAAGUUCGUGAAUCCCAAUACCUGUUGUCCUCUGCCGGAAAUCGCCACACCCGAGCUAAAUGAGAAGUGCAAGGAAUACUUGCAGACUCCAGCGAUGCAAAUGGAGUCGAGCGCCGAGGGAAAACGUGGACAUCGUCACCAUUCGUUCCUUCCUCCAUGCUACAUCUCUUGCAUGUUCAAUGAGACGGGCAUCUAUAAGGACAACGAGGUGGACAUCGACGCGCUCAAUGAUUACUUGAAGAACAUCUACAAGGACAACGCUGAGCUGGAGAGCAUUGCCACUGAAGCUGCCGGUAAAUGCAAUGCCAAAAUGGACGAGUUCAAGGAUAAGAAGAGCAAUCGACCACGCCCAUCACCACCACCUGGCGCCAUGAAGUGCCCCCACAAGCCCGUCUUCCUGGUUGGCUGCAUUAUGCGCAAGAUCCUGUUCAAUUGUCCCGCCUCCGUUUGGACUGAUACCCAGGAAUGCAACGACGCUCGUGACUACUUCAAGUCCUGCAAGCAUCACAAGGGCGAUCGAUUUGGUGGGGAUAACUAACUGGAGAGACACUAAGCGGCACACACAGGAAAGGAAAACCCAAUAGUUAGUAACAGCACUUACCCGAUGAGCAGAAGAAAUUAUGCAAAUAAUAUACAAAAUAUCCAAAUAUAAUUGAUGUAAAAAGAGUCCUAUAUAACCUCGCUGCGACCCGAAUAAAAUGUGAAGAAAUUC
This is a messenger RNA of Drosophila navojoa, 801 nucleotides long. It is a transcript of the gene Obp49a, whose product is annotated as Odorant-binding protein 49a. Gene Ontology annotation, molecular function: odorant binding. The record is from RefSeq and is a predicted model, not a curated record. NCBI's taxonomy places the organism in Eukaryota, Metazoa, Arthropoda, Insecta, Diptera, Drosophilidae.